UUCCACUGAUAGACUAUAAUGGGCAGAGCAAGUCAGACCAGCAGCUGAUACCAAAUGCUCUAUAAAUAGCUGGCAGGGCCUAGUCAUUGCAUUAGAGCACACAGCCCGAACGCACGAGCCACAUACUUUUUGCUCUUACAGUCGAAGGAAUAAGAAAGUAGUUUCUGUUUUAGUUUUGUGUAAGAAUUAGAAUGAACAAGCCCAAAAUUGUCAGACCAGAGGAGAGCCAGCCAGCACAUGUGGUGUGGUACGACAGAAAGAAAUAUGUCACCCUCAACUUCAAGGUGCAAAAACCGAAAGAUGUCCAGGUCGAAAUCCAGACAGACAAACUGAUUAUGUACUGCAAAAACGACACAGAUGAUGUGAUCUACAAUGAGCUGUACUUCUACGACAAAGUCGAAAUCAAUGACUCCAGAGAAAAAGUCUAUGACCGCAACAUCAACGUCUUGCUGAGGAAGAUAAAGCCUGAUUAUGCAUGGCCCCGUCUCCAGAAGGAUGCUGCCAAAGCCAGUUGGAUUUCUGUGGACUUUGAUAACUGGAGGGACUGGGAGAAUGAGGAAGAUGAUGGGAAGGAAGAGUACGACAGAUACAUGGACAUGAUCCAGGACAUGGCUACAACUAAUAAAGGAGAGACACCAGACAUGGGAGACCUUAGUGAUUCUGACUGAGACUCACUGUCAACCAGAGACCUUCUCCCCUGUUUGCUGUAGCUUGUUAUAUUUGUUGAUGACGUGAUGGUUUUAAUCCCCCAAAUACUGUUUUUACACAAUGUGACAUUUUCUAUGAGAUUAUUUAUUAUUUUUGUCCACUGUACACAGACGUUUCAUUGUCAGUUUGAAUAAAUAUAACUUUAUAUCAACUGUGA
Molecule: messenger RNA, 865 nt
Organism: Hippoglossus stenolepis (Pacific halibut)
Lineage: Eukaryota; Metazoa; Chordata; Actinopteri; Pleuronectiformes; Pleuronectidae
Gene: ptges3l
Product: prostaglandin E synthase 3 like
Exons: 7
Coding region: 192-668 (158 amino acids)
Biological process (GO): protein folding; chaperone-mediated protein complex assembly
Cellular component (GO): nucleus; cytosol
Molecular function (GO): Hsp90 protein binding; protein-folding chaperone binding
Source: RefSeq, a predicted model, not a curated record